Mycena indigotica is the source of this 639-nucleotide messenger RNA. RefSeq names its product Zn(2)-C6 fungal-type domain-containing protein. Gene Ontology annotation, molecular function: DNA-binding transcription factor activity, RNA polymerase II-specific; zinc ion binding. Lineage: Eukaryota; Fungi; Basidiomycota; Agaricomycetes; Agaricales; Mycenaceae. Bases 55 to 639 code for a protein of 194 amino acids. Gene Ontology annotation, biological process: regulation of DNA-templated transcription. The record is from RefSeq and is a predicted model, not a curated record. The transcript has 2 exons.
GGCCCGCAGAAAAGGUACAUAAACGCAGUCGUUGGACCGUCGGAAGCAAUUCGCAUGUCUUCAUCCUCAACCCUCCGUCGCUCCGAUUCCGGCUCCGCAACUGCGCCAAAGCGCGUAAGGACAACACAAGCAUGUAUCAACUGUCGACGGCGGAAGCGCAAGUGCACGCCUUCUGCCGACCCAAACAGCGCGACUUGCGUCAGAUGCGAAACGCAACACCUUGUCUGCGAGUUUCCCGCGCCAGACGCGGACGAAAUCGCGCUCGCCGCACACAUCCAGCUGCAUCCCGCGCCGAUACCCGCCUACGGCUAUCGCGGGCCGGCGGCGCCGGGCUAUCCGGGUCCCGGCUAUCCUUACCCGUAUGCGGCGCCGUCGCGGCCCGGAUCUACGGCCCCAGCGCCGCCGCCGGGCUUCCAUGGCCAGCCGAUGUAUGGCCCCGGGGAGCCAUUGCCCUACACAGGCCCGCCACCCCCACACAUCCGCCCAAGAUAUUCCAACGGGACGCCGUAUCCGAAUUUGGCGUUGAGCAAUGAGCAACAGGCACAAGGGCAAAUGGGCGGCCAAGAGUAUGGCUAUGGGGGGUACACUGGGGCGGACUACACGCAGAACUAUGACGGGGCUUACCAUCAUGGACCUUAG